This is a messenger RNA of Exophiala bonariae, 933 nucleotides long. RefSeq lists its product as uncharacterized. The transcript is spliced from 2 exons. Gene Ontology annotation, molecular function: oxidoreductase activity, acting on the CH-OH group of donors, NAD or NADP as acceptor; NAD binding. NCBI's taxonomy places the organism in Eukaryota, Fungi, Ascomycota, Eurotiomycetes, Chaetothyriales, Herpotrichiellaceae. The coding region runs from base 1 to 933 and encodes 310 amino acids. The record is from RefSeq and is a predicted model, not a curated record.
AUGACGAGAGCACUUGUCCCUCAACUGACCCUGACCCAAAGCGCCCAGAAGCAAUGGCAAUCACUCUCGACACUAGGCGACCUGAUAACACCUCAAUCCAAGAACCGACAAGACUUCCUGGAAGAAUGCCGGUCCGGCAAACUCGACGGCGUGAUCGCGGCCUACCGAACGUUCUACUCGGCCGAUAUCACGGGGCUCCUGGACGAAGAACUAAUCCUCGCGCUGCCCAAGACGUGGGAAUACCUCGCGCACUGCGGCGCAGGCUACGACCAAAUCGAUGUCAAAGCAUGCUCACGUCGUGAUCCACCACUCCUGGUAUCCAAUGUCCCCGUGGCCGUCGACGACGCGACGGCCGACACGGGACUAUUCCUGAUGCUUGGCGCGCUGAGGAACUUCAACGCUCCAAUGGGAAAUCUCCGCCGCGGGGAGUUUCGAGGCUCGACGGCGCCACCUUUAGGUCGUGAUCCCGAGGCGAAAGUCCUGGGCAUCCUCGGCAUGGGCGGCAUCGGACGCAACAUGGCGCGCAAAGCGCGCGCCGCGUGGGGCAUGACAGUCAUCUACCACAACAGGCGACAACUUGAUGAGUCUCUGGCCGAAGGCGCCGAGUACGUGUCGUUCGAUGACCUGCUCCGCCGCAGCGACGUUCUCAGUCUGAACCUGCCGCUGAACGCCAACACGCGGCAUUUGCUCUCGACGCGGGAGUUUGCGCUGAUGAAGCCCACUGCCGUGCUAGUCAAUACGGCGCGUGGGGCGGUGGUCGACGAGGCGGCGCUCGUGCAUGCGCUUGAUAAGGGGAUUAUUGCAGGCGCCGGGCUUGAUGUCUUCGAGGAUGAACCGAAGAUCCAUCCCGGGUUGUUGAGUAAUGAGCGGGUCAUGCUACUGCCACACCUGGGGACUUAUACUUUUGAGACUCUGGUGCGUAUGAUUUUUUGA